UCGAGUUGGUUAGCUCCGCCUCUUCUCUCCUAUCUAGAAGUUUGCACACCCGGAGCUGAGGCGGAGGCGUCAGUUUCACUCCGGCCUGGGCGGAACUGAGAGGGACGGCGGAGGCGGAAGUGGCGGCCCGCGGGCUGGAGAAGGGUCUGGCUCCGGAAGGAGGAGGAGACCCUGAAAAGAAAACAACAAACAGCUGCUGUGAGAGAGGGGAACAAAAUGGCGGCGCCGAAAGGGAGCCUCUGGGUCAGGGCCCAACUGGGGCUCCCGCCGCUGCUGCUGCUGACCAUGGCCCUGGCCGGAGGCUUGGGGACCGCUGCGGCCGAAGCGUUUGACUCGGUCUUGGGUGAUACGGCGUCUUGUCACCGGGUCUGUCAGUUGACCUACCCCUUGCACACCUACCCCAAGGAAGAGGAGCUAUACGCCUGUCAGAGAGGCUGCAGGCUGUUUUCAAUUUGCCAGUUUGUGGAUGAUGGAAUUGAGUUAAAUCGGACCAAAUUGGAAUGUGAAUCUGCAUGUACAGAAGCAUAUUCCCAAUCUGAUGAGCAAUAUGCUUGCCAUCUUGGUUGCCAGAAUCAGCUGCCAUUUGCUGAAUUGAGACAAGAACAACUCAUGUCCCUGAUGCCAAAAAUGCAUCUACUGUUCCCUCUGACUCUGGUAAGGUCGUUCUGGAGUGACAUGAUGGACUCUGCACAGAGCUUCAUAACCUCUUCAUGGACUUUUUAUCUUCAAGCCGAUGAUGGAAAGAUAGUUAUAUUCCAGUCUAAGCCAGAAAUCCAGUAUUCACCACAGUUGGAGCAGGAGCCUACAAAUUUGAAAGAAUCAUCGCUAAGCAAAAUGUCCUCAGAUCUACAAAUGAGAAGUUCACAAGAACACAGGAACUAUCUUGAAGAUGGAGAAAAUGAUGGCUUUUUAAGAUGCCUCUCUCUUAACUCGGGGUGGAUUUUGACCACAACUCUUGUCCUCUCCGUGAUGGUGUUGCUCUGGAUUUGCUGUGCAACUGUUGCUACAGCUGUGGAGCAGUAUGUUCCCUCUGAGAAGCUGAGCAUCUAUGGUGACUUGGAAUUUAUGAAUGAACAGAAGCUGAACCGAUACCCAGCUGCUUCUCUUGUGGUUGUUAGAUCUCAAGCUGAAGACUAUGAAGAAGCAGGGCCUCUACCUGCAAAAGUGAACCUUGCUCAUUCAGAAAUCUAAGCUUCUCCUCUUUUUCCAAGAAAAGUGUAAUAGAUACCUAAAGUUCUGUUUCUCGUAGGGCUUUUAUGAUUGGUCUCAUUGGAUAUAGGGCUUAAAAAUCAGUAUAAAAUGAAAAUAAAAUUACCCAAAUCUGAGAAGACUGUAUUUGCUAUAACUUUACCUGUAAUUUUUUUCUAGUAAUUUAAGAAAUGGAUAUUUGGGAUUGAAUUUUUAUUUUAAUCUCUGUAGCUACUUUAUUAUUUGCAUUGUUUGGGGGGGGGGGGUUAGCCAAAUUCUAUGAGCUGAUCAUUGUUUCCCCACCUCUCACCAUGAUACCAUCAGUCACUUUAGUUAAUAAGCUGAAUACUCAGUAGGAUAUGAUGCUUCUGCUCAGAAAUGGCCCAUACCCUGUAAUUUGAAAUUUAGCAGGAAAUGCCCUCACACUACAUUUUCAGUUGUAUUGAACUGAAAUCAUUAAAAUUUUAUUUGAAUAAUUA
Molecule: messenger RNA, 1667 nt
Organism: Phyllostomus discolor (pale spear-nosed bat)
Lineage: Eukaryota; Metazoa; Chordata; Mammalia; Chiroptera; Phyllostomidae
Gene: TMEM59
Product: transmembrane protein 59
Exons: 8
Coding region: 217-1191 (324 amino acids)
Biological process (GO): positive regulation of autophagy
Cellular component (GO): lysosome; late endosome
Source: RefSeq, a predicted model, not a curated record